Chara braunii is the source of this 3083-nucleotide messenger RNA. The record is from the annotation of a GenBank genome assembly. NCBI's taxonomy places the organism in Eukaryota, Viridiplantae, Streptophyta, Charophyceae, Charales, Characeae.
GAAUAAGACCUUCGCUGAGUUCGUUAACAAAACUCGACUAACCCAGCCCUUGAUCAACUUGUGCGUGAUUGUGUACAUGGAUGAUAUUUUGGUCUUUUCAAAAACACACGAGUACCACGUGGAACACAUCGAGUGGGUUUUGCAUGCACUGAAAGAUGCGGAGUUCAAAGUGGCCCUGAAGAAAAGCGAGUUCUUAUUGUUAGAGAUCUCAUUCUUGGGGUACAUCGUCACGGUCGAUGGACUAAAACCGGAUCCGAGGAAGGUGGCAGCGGUUCAAGAAGCCCCGACGCCGGUCACACUCAUCCAGGCUCGGGCUUUUCUAGGGCUGGCAUCCUAUUACCGACGCUUCAUCAAGGGGUUCGCCGGUGUAGCGAAACCCCUAACGAACCUAGUGAAGAAAGAGGGGCAACUGAUCUGGACGCCGGAAUGCGAAGCGGUGUUUCAUGCGUUGAAGGAGGCUCUGACAUCUUCUCCUGUGCUGGCGCGUCCCGAUCCGACAAGACCGUUCGCACUGUACACAGACAGGCAGCCUCAGGCGAUAUCGGCGGUACUGACUCAGCACGGGGUGGACGGAAGGGAACACGUCAUUGAGUAUGCGUCCAAGACGCUGAGCCAAGCGCAGGCUAAUUACGAAGCGUGCAAAGGUGAAUGCAUGGCGGUGGUGUGGGGGAUCCAGCAUUUCCGACCGUAUCUUUACGGCCAGAAAUUCGUGCAGGUAACGGAUCAUCAGCCGCUGCUGUCCCUACGCAACAACACGGACUACACGGGGACGCUGGGCAGGUGGGCGGUGCGUCUGCAAGACUAUGACUUCGACAUCCGCCACCGUGCCACGCGGCAGCAUGGCAACGCCGAUGGAUUGACGCGCCUCAUGCGGCCCAACAAGUGUCCCGCCAACGAGCGACUCAUUCCGUGGAGCGAGGAAGAGGAAAUCCAGCCACGAUUGCGGACGGCGACGGCCCCGCGGAGAACGUACAACGCGGUCAUCAUCCCGGAUUUCAUUGCGCAGCGCGCGGAGAGGUUGGAAGACUUCCCGGAGGAAAAGCCGUUGCGGCCUCCCUCGUCGUAUCCCCGACCGGCGCCACCCAAGGCCCCGAAGAAGACGCCGAAGAGGAGGAGACGCCAUCCGUCGCCAGGAGCGCAAGGCAGCAGAAUCAGUGGUGGCGAGGAGGUGAUUCAGCCCGCCCGUACGCGAAGUCUUGACCCCGCGCCUGGGAGUGUGGCGACGCUCAUUAAGGCAAGUGUUGUGCCAUCGCCGCCCUUCCCGCGUGUGCCCGAUCUCAAUCUUGAUGGAGCCGGGCCAUCAGCAGCAGCAGCAGUCCAGGGAGGAAGCCGAAUGGGAAUACCGGAUCCCAUAUCCAGACCCCCCGUCCUCGCGGGACCUCUCCGCUCCCGCCAGCCACCCCGGGUUGCCCCGGUCAUUGACAUUAGCAGCGCGGUUGCGCCUCUACCAAUGACCUCCUCCUCCUCCUCCUCCUCCUCCUCCUCCUCCUGCUUCUCCUCCUCUUCUUCUGCCUUGAUGGGAAGAAAGAGAGCGGGCGUCGCUCUUCUAUCACACCAAUCAUGGCUUGGCACGGCAGUGCUGUUCCUCUUUCUUGCUGCGGACAGUUGUCACAGUGCCUUUGCGAAGUAUCCUGCGGGAGUCAAGUCAUCGCUACCUGAGGAGUCCAAUGGCGUCAAGGACGGGCGGCACAGGUUCUACUGCUUCCGCGGGUUCAAGAGGUGCAUGAGCGGCAUCGAGCAGUGUAUCAAGCCGGAGCAAGAGUGCGACGGCGUGGAGGACUGCGCUGACGGGUCGGAUGAGGGUAUAGAUAGAUGCAAGUCCUUUGACUGCGUGGCUACGCACAGGUACACGUGUCCGAGUGGGAGGAUAUGUAUGAACAGGUCGUUAAGCAGUGGUGUGUGGCGACAUGCUGUCUACGCGGAUGCGUACACUCGUUCUCUGUGCGACGGUGUGAAGGACUGUGCGGACGGAUCAGAUGAGGACCCCCAGUUCUGCGCGUCGUACGACUGCAACACGGACGUGCCGCACACGCCGCUGCGAACCGGUCCGCCUGCCCGAGGUUACGUACCUACUGUGCGACGACGACGCUGCCCGGGCGGCAAGGGCGGGUGUUUAACCCAGGCGCAGCUGUGCGACGGCGUUGUCGAUUGUGUCGCCGAUGGCGGAAGCGACGAGAACGACGAGUACUGCAAGACGCGCGGAUGCUCCCCUUCUACUUGGUACUCCUUGUUUCAAUGCUUGAGCGGCAGGUGCAUCAAAAGCCAGCUUGUGUGUGACGGUACCAAGGAUUGCCCCGAAGGCGAUGACGAAGGGAAGUUCUGCGAGAAGAUGGACUGUCCGUCCGAUCGGGUCAAGUGUGCGGGCGGGGGAAACCGGACGUGCAUUCUGGGGAGUCAGGUGUGCGACGGAGUGGAAGACUGCCCGGCGGGGACGGACGAAAAGCAGUGCGGCUGCACUUCUUUCAAGCUGUGCGACGGUGUGAAGGAGUGCAGGGACGGGUCCGACGAGGACCCCAGCCUCUGUCGCACAUACAACUGCUCUGACGGGGAGGUCAAAUGCAAGGACGGCGUCACUUGCGUCAGCCAAAGAUCUCUCUGCGAUGGAGCGAAGGACUGCCCGGACAAAUCGGACGAAGAUCCUGCCUUCUGCCGCAAGCAGCACGACUGCUCAUCAGCAGCAGCAGCUAUGGUGAAGUGCCCGGGGUCGGAGUACGUGUGGUGUACGUACGCCAUCAGCCUGUGCAACGGCGGUGCGGGGGACUGCUACGGGGAAGAGGACGAGAAGCCGGAGUUUUGCAAUUCCGACAAAGCACGCAACCAGCUGGCUGCGGUCGGGCGCAUCAGUUGCCAUCGUAACAUGACCCAGUUUAUUCCUGGGCGUUAUUGCGACGGGAAACGGGACUGCCCUAAUGGGAGUGACGAGAGGCAUGGGUUCUGCAAGCGGUACAAAUGCCCCGAAGGCCAAGUGAAGUGCUAUGGCAAGUGGUGUGUCACCGGACGCCGGUGCGACGGCGAACGCGACUGCCCGGACGGCUCAGACGAGAAUGGCUGCAGCACCUAGGCGAGUGACGCAAGGAAAUCGA